CGCAGUCAGUCAGUUUCGUAAUGAUCUCUUGCGUAGCAGGUCGAACCAGAGUUACCUGGUCGGGCGCAACAAUAGUAGUGAAACGAUGACUACAAUAGUUUGAUAAGGUUUUUCUUUCCAUCUUUUACCGCCACAGUUCAACAGCCGACGAAGAUUGGCAUACUUUGAUGCGCUCAAAGCCCUAAGCAGAACCCCUGGGAUAGUUUGAUGACAAGCUAGGCUAGAAGAUGUGGAGGAGUCCAAAUGACUGUUUCGUCUUUGAUGUAUUGACCCGUCUACUGCUGUUUGCAGUGUUCUGUGUGACAGAGGUGCUACCUCCUUUCACUCGUGAGAUCCAGCCAGAGGAGCUGUGGCUCUACAAGUUCCACCAUGUUGAGAAUGACCACGUUCCUACCAAACUCAUGUUUAGCAUUGCACUUUUCACCCCAAUGGCUGUCAUCAUGCUGUUUGCCUUCCUGAACAAGACAGAGAAGAGGGACAUUAAGGAGGCCUCUCUGGCUGUGACUUUGACUCUGGUACUCAAUGGGGUUUUCACCAACGCUAUCAAACUGGCAGUGGGCAGGCCGCGGCCAGAUUUCUUCUACCGCUGUUUCCCUGAUGGUCAGAUGAACACGGAGCUGCGAUGCAGUGGAGACCCCGACACCGUGGAGGAGGGGAGGAAGAGCUUCCCUAGCGGACACUCCUCGUUUGCCUUUGCUGGUCUGGGCUUCACUGCUCUGUAUGUGGCGGGGAAGCUGCACUGCUUUAGUCCAGCAGGACGGGGCAAAGCCUGGCGACUCUGUGCCUUCCUCACCCCUCUCCUCUUGGCCAUCCUCAUCGCCAUGUCCAGGACUUGCGACUACAAACACCACUGGGCAAGGUAG
Molecule: messenger RNA, 863 nt
Organism: Coregonus clupeaformis (lake whitefish)
Lineage: Eukaryota; Metazoa; Chordata; Actinopteri; Salmoniformes; Salmonidae
Product: phospholipid phosphatase 5-like
Biological process (GO): phospholipid metabolic process
Molecular function (GO): phosphatidate phosphatase activity
Source: RefSeq, a predicted model, not a curated record